AUGGAGCCAGGAGAGAACAAAGAACGAGACGACCAAGAGGGAUGGAGUCAAGUACGUCGGAGAAAGAACUACGGGAGAGAUUUCGAAGUUAAUGGGAAAGCUAUGUCCUUCUAUGUACAGAACUUCCCAUCAGACUGGAAUGAAGCUGCAUUAUGGCGGAUGUUUAACAGAUAUGGGAUCGUUGUCAAUGUUUACAUUGCAAAGAAAUUGAACCGCCUCAAUAAGAACUUCGGAUUUGUUAGAUUUAUACGGAUCCAAGAUUGUAUCUCCUUUGAAAAACGUCUCAAUGAGAUUUACAUCGGAUCACAUAAGAUUGAAGUCAAUGUGGCACGAUAUCAAAGGUUGGAGAACGUGAAUCACAUAAGAAACUUUCAACCCACUGGAAGACUACAAGCAGAACCAGUAAAGAACACACGACUACAUGAUAGGUUAUUUGCUGAUGUUGUUAGGGGGACAACGCCAACCGCAAACAAUGGAUCUGGUAAUUCAAGCAAAUUCGAUGAAGGGUCGACCCCUACAAGGAAAGUAAUAAAGAUGAUAUCCAGGCUGGAGUCAAGAGAAGCCAUCCAGAACACCUUGGUGGGGGAAGUAGAAAACUUCCAAGCCCUAAUGAACGUGAAAGCUUUUCAGGAGGUUGAGGGAUGCCCUUCAAUGCAAUUAAGAUAUUUGGGAGGCCUAAAAAUGCUUCUCGAAUUCGAGAAUACAAUGGAAAAGGUCGAGUUCAUAAAUAAAGGGAAGGAGACUUGGUAG
Lactuca saligna is the source of this 750-nucleotide messenger RNA. The record is from the annotation of a GenBank genome assembly. NCBI's taxonomy places the organism in Eukaryota, Viridiplantae, Streptophyta, Magnoliopsida, Asterales, Asteraceae.